This is a messenger RNA of Neofelis nebulosa (Clouded leopard), 774 nucleotides long. It is a transcript of the gene SH3BGRL3, whose product is annotated as SH3 domain binding glutamate rich protein like 3. NCBI's taxonomy places the organism in Eukaryota, Metazoa, Chordata, Mammalia, Carnivora, Felidae. The coding region runs from base 128 to 409 and encodes 93 amino acids. Gene Ontology annotation, cellular component: cytoplasm. The record is from RefSeq and is a predicted model, not a curated record. The transcript is spliced from 3 exons.
AGCGGUGACUCGCGGGCAGAGCAGGAAGGAAACCGCUCCCGAGCGCGGCGGCGUCGUCUCCAGGCCGUGCGGCUGCCGCUACAGCCAGCCAUCCGUCCGCUUGUCGGCUUGCCAGUCCACCCGCAGCAUGAGCGGCCUGCGCGUCUACAGCACGUCGGUCACCGGCUCCCGCGAAAUCAAGUCCCAGCAGAGCGAGGUGACCCGCAUCCUGGAUGGGAAGCGCAUCCAGUACCAGCUAGUGGACAUCUCCCAGGACAACGCCCUGCGGGAUGAGAUGCGAGCCUUGGCGGGCAACCCCAAGGCCACCCCACCCCAGAUUGUCAACGGGGACCAGUACUGUGGGGACUAUGAGCUUUUCGUGGAGGCUGUGGAACAAAACACACUGCAGGAGUUCCUGAAACUGGCCUGAGCCCACCGGACUCCAUCACCACGUCCCCCCGCAGCCACCGCCGGCCAUGAAGGACCUUGUGACCAACUCCCUGUCAUUCCUAGCCUUCCGACCUUGGAAUCUCUCCCCGCAACCCAAGCCCCCCUCCUCCCCCUCUCUAAUUUAGCCCCCUCUUCUCCCAUUCAAAGGCAACAUUCCUUACCCACUAGUCUCAGAAAUUGUCUUAAGCAACAGCCCAAGUGCUGGCUGUUGUCAGCCAGGCCCUGAGGCUGCCACCCUUCUGGCACUGGCUGAUGGGCACCUUUGUGGGUUCCAUUAGCCAGGGCUCUGCCAAAGGCCCCGCAUUCCUUGUCCCCUAGAGACAAUUAAAUGUCCCAUUCCACUGA